This is a messenger RNA of Cataglyphis hispanica, 3217 nucleotides long. RefSeq lists its product as uncharacterized. The coding region runs from base 2515 to 3201 and encodes 228 amino acids. NCBI's taxonomy places the organism in Eukaryota, Metazoa, Arthropoda, Insecta, Hymenoptera, Formicidae. The record is from RefSeq and is a predicted model, not a curated record. The transcript is spliced from 2 exons.
GCUUGCGCGACCAGCUUUUUCGUAUUACUAAUUAAAUCAUAAAGCGUAUCGCGCACGAUUUGUAUGGCGUCCUCGAUCCUCCGUCUAGAAUAAAAACGAAAAAGUAAAAAAAAUAUCGUUCGCAAAAACGCGUCGAAUCGCGAAUACUUACAUUUAUUCCGCUGUAUCUACGUCUCCCUCCAAUCGAAAUUGAAUUUUGAAAGAAUCCGGACUAUUCUCGAGAACGCCUCGCACUUCUUUGCGCAGCUCCGAGGCGAAAUCUUCUAAAAUAUUUGCCUUUGCAGCUAUCAAUUCUCCAUUUAUGUUAAUAUACUCCGCGGCGUUAACGAUUUUAUUUAUCUGAUCCAUAACUAUUCCUUCGCUCGAACGAAAAAACACUUCGACGUUUCUCGAAACGAUCGCGCAUUUUAUAAGAAUUAACGCACGAAUGCGAAUACGUGGACACGUGUUAUCAAUCUCAUUUCCUGUUCAAAACCGCGUUCUUUCUCUCACUAUAAUACUUUUUCUAAAAAUAUAUAUUAAAAAUAAAAAUCAAUAAAAAAAACAAAAUGAGAAUUUUCUAGAGAACGCAUAUCCCGGAUACCCGACCGCUAUUUAUCACCGUCGAAAGAGACUUUUUCUCGAACGAGUCAUUGAUGCGUCUAUCGCUCUUUUCUUUCCUCGAAAUAUCCUCCCACCUUGCAUUGAAAUCGACGAGAAUAAAAAUAGGCGUUUCCUCGAACGCGAAUCAAUCGAAUCCGGUAUCUCGCGAUAGAUUGUUCCUCGCGUCUCUCUUUCGAUUCAUGCGAUAACUACUAGAACGGCUCUUCUCAUCCUAGCGUCGCCGCAACGUCCAUGGCACCCGUCGACCCGGAGAAGGCGGAGGCGCUCCACUUCUUGCGAACGUACGGUUUUCUGAGGGAGGACAGGGGAUCGCUAUCGUCCGAUAAAGCGACGUUUCUGCGUCGCGCGCUUUCGCUGUUUCAAGAAUAUUAUCCAGUUGCCUGGUAAUGGCGCAUUAAACAUUGAUACGCUCAAUCUCAUGUGCAAACCACGAUGCAGUUUAGCGGACAUUCUCGAUCGCGCGCACAGGAAGAUCACGAAGAAAUGACCGAAAACGCGUCUCACGUGGAAUUUUCAAGUGGCGAACGAGAGACUUUUGCGGACGACUGAAGUGUCAUUUACGCUAUGGGCAGCGAGUUCAUCGUUAAAAUUCAGUCGCAAUUCGCUACAUCCCGAUAUAUUAAUAUCGUAUCGUAAGGGCGCCCACACCUACGCGAAUCGUGAGAACGGCAACGUCUGUCCGGCGGUGUUUAAAGGUCCGGGAGGAGGCCUCGCUCACGCGUUCUUCCCCAGCGGAGCGACAGACUUCACCUCGGAGGUGCACGUCGACAACGAGGAACCGUGACACGUCUAUCUUAACAAAAAUCCCUCUGACAAGUUUCAUAGACUACUACUAACGUUAACUCAUGAGAUCGGCCACGUUUUAGGUCUGCAGUACAGUAUGCGCAACGACUCGAUGAUGUUUCUGUAUAUACCCGACAGCGAACAAUUUUCAGUUAAACUGAGCAUGGAAGAUAUUCUCGCUAUAAAAAAUCUAUAUGGAUCUCACGAAGAUGGAAAUCACCCUACGAUUCCCGCGACUACUCCGACGCCCGCUACCAUCAUAGCGCCUACGAUGUUAGACGUACCCCCGACCGACCUCUCGCGCGGAUCUUUGCGCCUUAUGACGCGUGGACGCGGCCUUGAUAAUGAAUCGGCGUUUGUACAUAACCGACCAACGCAACGUGGUCGGUCAAUUUAAUCGAGAGACGCUACGGUAGGCCUAUGAUGCUAACGGAAUAUGCGACAUUUCUCCCGCAAAAUUUCACGCCUGUCCGCCGCGUAUCAAAGAUGUUCGGGCGAUCUCGCGCUAUUUGCGGGUAAUAAGAUCUAUCUCGCGGAGUAUCCUAGUUUUUAAUUAAAAACGGAUUGGCCGAAAUUUCUUCAUAAUAUCGGACUUUCUCGAGACGCUAAGAUCAACGCCGCGAUAAACACGCACGCGCGACGAACGUACGUUAUCUACGACGACGACAAAGUAGCAGAGAUCGACGAAUGCCGCAUUGCGGUCGCGAAACACCGUUGCAGGAUAUAUUUCCCGGAAUAUCAUCCACGACAACGUCGGCCUACAGACACAUCGACGGUAAUCUAUACUUCUUCACUAAACAUUAAUUCUACGCGUUCAACGAAUUCACGAAUACAGUGAUCUCGGCGGGUCCCUUCGACCUGUACGUUCUCGGUAUCGAGUGCCCAACUGACGGAUUAUUACGAUAAUUGCGGGAUCUUCUCAGUCGCAUCUAUCGUUUUAGCAACGUGACCGAGAGAACCGGCGAAAACGACGAGGACGACUCCUCGCUUCUUUUAAAAAUAAAACGCAAAACUGCGAAAAGAGGAAAGAGCGAUUAAUACGCAAAUAUAUAAUUAUUCAACCGUUAAGCUCUUCAUUAUCAACGACGAACGCCGAAACUCGCGAACGAGGGAGAGAAUAAAACGACGAUGUACACGAUGAUGGGACAACAGCACUCGUUCGAGGAUCGAUUGAGGCUCUCCGAGCGAAAUCGCGAAAAUAACGAAGGAAACGCUAAGAGAACUAAAACAGAUAACGGACAAGAUCGCGAUCGGACGCCGAGAUGCAACGCGGAAGUCGCGAUCGUGCGACCGCUCAGAAUCUUAGGAAGACACUACCCAUUGACAAAAACGGCAUACAAACAUCUGGACAUCAGCAUUAACGUAAGCCGACCCUCGUUCAUCGAAAUCAUUUUCGGAGAUUGUCACGGUAAAGAGAUCUUGCUAACGCCUGAUACGUGGAAGGAGCUGCUCGAUCUACGGCUCACGCUGUCAUACUUCCAGGUCGACGAACGCGACGAGUCGCGCCUCUCAGCGCCGAUACAAAUAGGGCAAUUGACGCUCCGAUUCGGCAGAUUCAACAAUCUCCGAAUUCUCCGUCUCGAAACAUCCAAGAUUCGUCUAGCUAUAUCGAAAAAUACCAUUUUAUACAUGUUAAAUCUGGAACAUUGCAUCAGCCGCAUCGUUACAUCCUUAAACGGUUUAACCGCGUACACCGACAACAAAAUGGCUCGUUUCCUCGACGUUAUCGAGAUCCCUCGACGGUUCCUCUACGGUUCAAGAUCCCGCGCUCGUUCCCGCGGCAAUACGCGACAGCGAGAACUUCGAUCGCAAUGAGCUGAUCAAUUGCGAG